Messenger RNA from Metopolophium dirhodum (rose-grain aphid), 678 nucleotides. RefSeq names its product germ cell nuclear acidic protein-like. Lineage: Eukaryota; Metazoa; Arthropoda; Insecta; Hemiptera; Aphididae. The transcript is spliced from 4 exons. Bases 1 to 678 code for a protein of 225 amino acids. The record is from RefSeq and is a predicted model, not a curated record.
AUGUGGGACGUUAUAUUACGAUAUGACGCUACACAAAAGGUAAACUCUGAUGAGAAAGAGGUCAACUCUGAUGUGAAAGAGGUCAACUCUGAUGAUAAAGAGGUCAAGUCUGAUGAGAAAGAGGUCAAGUCUGAUGAGAAAAAAGUCAAGUCUUAUGUGAAAAAAGUCAACUCUGAUGAGAAAGAGGUCAAGUCUGAUGAUAAAGAGGUCAAGUCUGAUGAGAAAGAGGUUAACUCUGAUGUGAAAGAGAUCAACUCUGAUGAUAAAGAGGUCAAGUCUGAUGAGAAAGAGGUCAAGUCUGAUGAGAAAGAUAUCAAUUCUCAUGAGAAAAAAGUCAAGUCUUAUGUGAAAGAGGUCAACUCUGAUGAGAAAGAUGUGAAAACUGAUGUGAAAAGAUUCAACUCUGUUGUGAAAGAGGUCAACUCUGAUGACAAAGAGGUCAACUCUGAUGACAAAGAGGUCAACUCUGAUGAUAAAGAGGUCAAGUCUGAUGAGAAAGAGGUCAAGUCUGAUGAGAAAAAAGUCAAGCGCCAGAUCGAAGGAAAACCGGACAUAUACUUAAGGAGAUACGCUGGUUGGGUUAUAGACCACAUCGGGGAAUGUCCAUUCCGUGGAACUGAAGUGGCGCCUAACGAGCAUACUGCACCAAAUACAACAAAAGGACUAGCGACGGGCUAA